This is a messenger RNA of Calidris pugnax (ruff), 1445 nucleotides long. RefSeq names its product NFKB inhibitor interacting Ras-like 2 (gene NKIRAS2). Bases 31 to 504 code for a protein of 157 amino acids. Gene Ontology annotation, molecular function: GTP binding; GTPase activity. The record is from RefSeq and is a predicted model, not a curated record. Gene Ontology annotation, biological process: canonical NF-kappaB signal transduction. Lineage: Eukaryota; Metazoa; Chordata; Aves; Charadriiformes; Scolopacidae. The transcript is spliced from 2 exons.
CCCGCUCCCGCCUCCCCGGCAGGUUCUGAGAUGAUCGAGACCCAGGAGGACAUUUACGUGGGCUCCAUCGAGACGGACCGGGGGGUGCGGGAGCAGGUGCGGUUCUACGACACGCGGGGGCUGCGGGACGGGCUGGAGCUGCCCAAGCAUUGCUUCUCCUGCACCGACGGCUACGUGCUGGUCUACAGCACCGACAGCAAGGAGUCCUUCAAGCGGGUGGAGCUCCUCAAGAAAGAGAUCGACAAGUCCAAAGACAAAAAAGAGGUCACCAUCGUGGUUCUGGGCAACAAGUGUGACCUGCAGGAGCAGCGCCGGGUGGACCACGACGCAGCCCAGCACUGGGCCAAGGGCGAGAAGGUGAAGCUGUGGGAGGUGUCGGUAGCCGACCGGCACACGCUCAUCGAGCCCUUUAUCUACCUGGCCAGUAAGAUGACGCAGCCACAAAGCAAGUCUGCUUUUCCCCUGAGUCGCAAGAACAAGGGCAGUGGAUCCAUGGAUGGCUGAGCCUUGUUUUCCCUUCCCUUCCAUUGCCACCUCCUCUCCCUCACCUCCUUGCUUCCCUUGCACAAACCUCCUGCUGAGCCUCUUUGGCGUCACGGAGCCUGCGGGAAGCGUGGUGGCACGAGGAUGGGGCAUCCCAGGGCUGGGGAUGGGCUUAGAGGGCGAGAGAGGUGACCCAUCUCCCUGCACUGGGACAGGGACCGCUCUGUUCGGUGCCCAGCCCCUGCAGAUGCUGGAGGUGCUGCUGGAAAGCCGGGCUUCAUGGAGCAGUGUCCCUCUGCUCCCCGGGCACAGGCUGGCAGACUCCAGGGCCACAGGAGGGAGGCAGAGCCCCAGGGGUGGCCACCAGGUGGGGACCAGCUCCUGAGGAAACCAUUCCCUCGCUCUGGAGGGUUUGUAUUUACUGUUUCCAUGUGGGAAGAGCCCGUUUGCUGGCCCUGCCUCCAGCCCAGGAGGCUCCCUUGUCCUGCCCCAGCCGGCCCUGCGGUGCUGCUGCCUUCUCCAGCAGAGCCUCCCUUACCGGGCACUGCUUGCUGCUCCUUUUUGAGCAGAAAUAGUCAUCCUGCACCAGGGACUGCACAGCACAGAGCUGGGCAAGAUGCUGUUACUGAGGGCAGGGUGUCCCCAGCCAUCCUGCCACUGCCUCCUCUUCUCAAGUACAGACUUGGCCGUGCCCUUGGGGAGGCCAGGACUGUCCUUACCCCACACACCCCUGGGGCUGGGGCAGCUCUCGCUGCCCGUCUCACACAGUGCUGCCUCUCCUCUUGGAACCACCACGAGACAAGGGGAAGGUCUCCUGGUCCUGCCCAGCAGCACGUGUCCCCCUUCAGCUAGUCUGGAUCUGGGAAAAAAAAAAAACAUUACGAGAAAGCCCUGGCUUGUUUAUACUUGUUCCUUUUAUUUACCGAGUAACACAAUAAAGCGAUGAGAUUCGAUUAUCAAAA